AUGUCGCUACCUAAUAAGCUGGCUUCGUCGCCGGCCUUCCACUCCCUCGUCGGUGCACAUUCCUUUCUCCUCGGCCAGGCAGCAUGGAACUAUCGGCCCUCCUUUCUACGACAGUCCCGCCAAUCCCGAGCACUCUCUGCAACACCGCUCCUCAGAGAACAGCAACUAGAGCAGAGCUCCCAAUCCUCAGAUCAAGGACCGCCGCCUUCAAAACCGCAGCAAUCGACGUCGGCAGAUCAAUCGGCUGGAGAGGCGAAACGUAGAGAAAAGACCGCUUCACUUGAUGACAAGAAGUCGGGAUGGACAGAUUCUGCGGUGGCCGACAGUACUGCAAUGGGCAGCGAGAACCAAAGCCUGCCUCCUGGAUGGGAAGAGAAUGCCGACUAUAACGUUCAACGAUUCUCAGAUCUGCCGCACAGAUUCUUCGGGUACAACCAGCACAUCAAGAUCAAUGAGGAUUUCAAAGAAUCUCUGCGACAAGUUCUGUGGCAGUUCAGAGCGCCCAUACGAUAUGCAUUUGCCUAUGGCUCUGGAGUCUUUGGGCAGAAGUCAUCUUCGUCGAGUUCACCAAGCGACUACAGUCCACAUCCACAUCCUCCAAAAGCAGUGGAAGAAUGGCAGAAAGGAGGCGCAAAGAUCAUAGACUUCAUCUUCGGCGUGAGCCACACCGAGCACUGGCACAGCUUGAACCUCCAGCAACAUCCAGAACAUUACUCUGGUUUGAAGUAUCUCCCCUACAGCUCCGCUGCUGUCUCGUGGAUGCAGGACGGCUGGGGUGCGGGUCUCUACUACAAUCCAUACAUCACAGUGAACGGAAUCAUGAUCAAGUAUGGUGUCGUCAACCUUGACACUCUGGCUCGCGAUUUGACGGACUGGGACACGCUGUACCUUGCCGGACGUUUGCAAAAACCAGUCAAGAUCCUUCGAGACGACCCCAGGAUCCGCCUUUCGAACCAGGUUAACCUUAUAUCGGCCUUGCGCACGGCGCUUUUGAUGCUCCCAGACAAAUUCAACGAACGACAGCUUUACGAGCGAAUUACCAGCUUAUCCUACCUAGGGGACCCCAGAAUGCAUUCGCUGAUUGCUUCUGAGGCUCCCAACAAAGUUUCCAACAUUGUUGGCGCACAAUUGCCAGGCUUCCGACAACUCUAUGUUCCACUCAUCGACAACUUGCCUAACGUUCACUUCGCUGAUGAGCGUACACCACGUUCUCUUGGAUGGGAGAAAGAAGACGCCAUCCGCCAUACGGGUACUAUCACACAGCUGGACGAUGUUCUAGGCGGUCAAGAUGGCCUUGCCUUGACACAAGACAUGGAUCCUGUCAAGCGUGGCAACAUGGUCCGUCGGUUACCGAAAGAGUUCCGCAAAAAACUUUAUUACCAGUACAAGAAGAAGUUCGGCAUUCCUGGGAGCGCGUUCAGUGAUAUCUUGGAGGAGACCAAAGACGAUGAUCCAACUGGCUUCAAACGACGAGAGGGGGGUGAUUUCGAAAGGAGAAUCGCCCAACAGGAUGACUUGCCCGAGGUUAUGGCCAAGUGCGUUCAAGGUACCGUUAGCUGGCCGGCCACGAUGCAGACCGUCAAGGGUGUCUUCACAUCGGGAUUGACGAGGUCGAUAAAGUACGUGCAAGAGAAGAGGUCCAAAGGCAAGCAAAAAGCCAAGGCCAAUACCGAAAAGGCCGAGAGCACGAAAUCAGACGAGGCCAGCGUCAAGUCCGAGUCAUCCUCGACGAAAAGCGAAAGAUUUUGA
Messenger RNA from Zasmidium cellare ATCC 36951, 1749 nucleotides. RefSeq lists its product as uncharacterized. Gene Ontology annotation, cellular component: mitochondrion. The record is from RefSeq and is a predicted model, not a curated record. Gene Ontology annotation, biological process: cardiolipin biosynthetic process; CDP-diacylglycerol biosynthetic process. Bases 1 to 1749 code for a protein of 582 amino acids. Gene Ontology annotation, molecular function: phosphatidate cytidylyltransferase activity. Lineage: Eukaryota; Fungi; Ascomycota; Dothideomycetes; Mycosphaerellales; Mycosphaerellaceae. The transcript is spliced from 2 exons.